Megachile rotundata (alfalfa leafcutting bee) is the source of this 1859-nucleotide messenger RNA. RefSeq lists its product as uncharacterized. Lineage: Eukaryota; Metazoa; Arthropoda; Insecta; Hymenoptera; Megachilidae. The record is from RefSeq and is a predicted model, not a curated record.
UUAGUUUUUCGUAUAUUAUUUUAUUAUAGAAGAAAGUGUAAAAAAGAAAAACUUUUAUAAAUAUCGAGCACUUGGUGUAAUCGAGCGAAUACUUUUUUCUUUCACUUUGGCACAAUUUAAUUUUACACAUCGUACAUGAAAACCAUUAAAAGCAAAACAACUUCAAGUUAUAACAAGUUUGUUUAAUUUGUAUCAUCACCGAUCGAUGAUGUCAACGCUUAGGCUAUGUUUAUACUUACGCUUGUAUGGUUAGUUCUAAUUCUCUCUCGUGGAAGAGCUCACCGUAGCGUUGAUGGACUUAACGUGGACACUAAGAAUUGGGACCAAUUUCUAUUCGCUUUCAAAGAUUACGAUGAAUCGCCUAAUUACGAUAUUACACGUUGGACGCGUCAGUUGCAUCUGCAGCAAUGUGCAUUUGUAGAAAUUGGCGAAGGAUUUUGUGCUUUGUUCGUCGAAUUACGUAGCAUACCUUCGGAAUCAAAGGUUCUGGACAACUCUGGAGUCCGAGAGUUCUUUCUGGGUAUCUGUCCUUGUUUGACGCUGCACAACUGGGACCUGUGCUCGCCCGAACUGACCGAUCAAAGAAAAACACACUGCACUUUUAACGAGGCCACUCCAUAUUCAAACACUAGUGCAAGAGUCCACCGACGAUUGUGUGAUGUGACACUGCUUAUCGAAAAUGCCGUAAAUUGUAAUUGCUCCAUUACCAUAGCGGGCCAGCCUUUACAUAAGACGAAAGGCUUUCCUACGUGCUUUUUGAAUCCAUUACCAGAAUCUCUGUGUUCUCCGCGCAACGUUUGUGGCAUCGCACAAUGUUCCGCUACUACGAUCAAAGGGAUACACACCCCUCAGUGCACCUCUAAUUGCCAUCAGAGACAGCCAUUCUGCGAAGAGAUUGGACCAUGGACUUCUAUUCCGCCGGAAAUUAAUUCCUUAUGGUCGCGAUGGUCUUCCCCGAAAUGUAACAACACGUGUGGGAAGGGUUUCAUGGUAGCCAUAGCGUCGUGCCAAGAUCAAGUAACAGGAAAACCGAUGAUCGACUGCAUUGGUCCAGGAUCAUUCUGUUGUCCGGAUAACAUCGGUAAAUGUUACUGCGAGGUAAACAUCGUCGAUGGAAUUAUGAGAGCGGCCAGGUUCACAGAACCUUGCAUUUCUACCGAAGGGUGUACCCCAAGUAACGUUGGUCCAUUCACUUUCGAAGGAGAACUCGAUCCUGGUAGCAGCAUCGACUUCGAAGAAGCUUAUGAGAACAAUGAUCGUGAAAGGUUUGAAGAUGCGCUCUACUACCCAGAAUCAGUACUCCCAGCUAAACGUCAUCUCCUUCAAGCGUACAGCCGUCGUAGUGUGCAGGAACACGAGUCAUGCAAAAAUAGACCAUCAAAGGAAAACUUUAAACACAAUCGGAGAUAUCGUUCCAUUCUCAGAAGUCGAUUGAACGAUGAUGCCAACUAUGACCAGCUGCAAGAGGAGGAGGACGAGGAGGACGAGGGAAGAGACGAGGACUACGGCGACAAUGACGAAAGGGCUGACGACGAAGAAGACGAAGAAGACGAGGACGAGACGGUGAACGACGAGGAGGCAGCUGGCCAUUACGAUUACGAUUCUGGAGUAAAUACGUUCUUCAAUAUACAACUUACGUUUGCCUUGAAACUGGUAACACUAAACAUUGUACUUUGGUUCUCUUGACAUCAAUGAAAAAACGCAACGAAGAUCAAAGAUAGUUAUGUCCCUGGUCGUGAAAGGAGUAUAAUCCAGAAGUUCUCUGAUGCAACAGAAACAAUGAAAAUAUAUCUCAAUUCAAAGUAUAAGUACUGAAUUGUAAAACGUACCAUGUUUUUAAUAAAUAUUAUUGCAGAACC